This is a messenger RNA of Phytophthora infestans T30-4, 659 nucleotides long. Its product is annotated as caltractin. Bases 37 to 555 code for a protein of 172 amino acids. Gene Ontology annotation, cellular component: centrosome; centriole. NCBI's taxonomy places the organism in Eukaryota, Oomycota, Peronosporomycetes, Peronosporales, Peronosporaceae. The transcript has a single exon. The record is from RefSeq and is a predicted model, not a curated record. Gene Ontology annotation, molecular function: calcium ion binding. Gene Ontology annotation, biological process: mitotic cell cycle; centriole replication.
CCUCUGCUAGUAACAGCCUCUUGGAUCUAUCUACCCAUGUCUUCUGCAUACGGCUCACGCGGCGGCGCCAAGGCCAAAGGCGCAGCUGCAAAGAACAAGAAGUUUGAGCUGACGGAAGAGCAGAAACAGGAGAUCCGCGAGGCCUUCGACCUGUUCGACACGGAUGGCAGCGGCACGAUUGACGCCAAGGAGCUUAAGGUGGCCAUGCGCGCACUGGGCUUUGAGCCCAAGAAGGAGGAGAUCAAGAAGAUGAUCUCGGACAUCGACAAGGACGGCAGCGGCACCAUCGACUUCACCGAGUUCCUCGAGAUGAUGACGUCCAAGAUGAGCGAGAAGGACUCGCGCGAGGAGAUCCUCAAGGCCUUCCGUCUAUUCGACGACGACGAGACUGGUAAAAUCUCGUUCCGCAACCUCAAACGUGUGGCCAAGGAGCUCGGCGAGAACAUGACGGACGAGGAACUUCAGGAGAUGAUCGACGAGGCCGACCGCGACGGCGACGGCGAGAUCAACGAGGACGAGUUCCUGCGCAUUAUGAAGAAGACCAGUCUGUAUUAGGCAGAGCGCGACAACUUGCUCAUCUGUAGACAAGAACGUGCGCUUUUGCUACCAACAAGCACAACUCUAAGUACCUCUUUUUAUGCAUGUCAUGUAUCUAUUCA